ACACACAUGCUUAUAGACAGACCCAUACAGACGAGAAACAGCCUCAGUCCCACACAGAAACGCCAGUGGAUAAAAGAGAAAUUGCAGAAGAUCUAAAGAAGACGAUUAAAAGCUGGUUUUGAUGAUCACACCACAUUGCCAGACAGCUUGUGGGGAUAUGACGAUAGUUAUUACAGGAGAUUCAGAAAUUAUGUCAUAAAAUCACACUCUUAGAUAGUGAUUUCAACAGUCAGGAUCUGACUCUACAAGUGGUCUGUGGAUUUUUCAGAGACUGGUAUACAAAUUCCUGGUGCACAAUAUUUCUCGCAUCUUUAUUGGUGUUGUCUCUUAUUUUUUAGAAAUGAAUUCGGACUCGGUUGCAAUGACGGAUCUCAGUGAAAAGAUGCAUAAACCGGAAACAGUGUGCAUCUAUGGAACAGGUGAUUUUGGACGCUCACUGGGGCUCCGUUUGCUCCAGUCGGGAUACAGUGUUGUAUAUGGAUCCCGGGACCCUAAAAACUCUCUGUUGCUGCCUAAGGGGUCAAAGGUCAUGUCUCAUGCAGCAGCAGCUUGUGAUGCACAUGUGGUAUUCAUGGCUGUGCAGAGGGAACACUAUGGAUUUUUGACCUCCCUGGCAUCGGGUCUUGAAGGAAAGGUGCUGGUAGAUGUCAGCAAUAAUCUCAAGAGGGGUCUGUACCCAGAAUCCAAUGCAGAAUACCUGAGCAGGCUGGUUCCAGGGGCGACGGUAGUCAAAGCCUUCAACACCAUCUCUGCCUGGGCACUGCAGUUUGGAGGACUAGAUGCCAACAGACAGGUACUUAUCUGUGGAGACCGUGCUGAUGCUAAACAGCAAGUGGUGAACAUUGCUCAAAGUCUUGGUUUCACUGCACUGGACAGAGGCUCACUCCGAGCAGCUGCUGAGUUAGAAGAUCUGCCCUUGCAACUCUUCCCUCUCUGGAGACUUCCUCUCAACAUCGCAAUUUGUUUAACAGCUUUCAUAUUCUUCUACGCGCUCACAAGCGAUGUUAUCUACGAGCGUGUUACCAAUGGUAAAGACAUCGCUUUUCGCAUUAUGAUCUCGCUGGCCAACAAGACCUUUCCCAUCGUCUCUCUGGUGAUGCUGUCCCUCUGUUACCUGCCGGGUGCAUUGGCUGGAUUUCUGCAACUUUAUAACGGCACUAAAUACCGUCGCUUCCCUGAUUGGUUGGAUCGCUGGAUGUUGUGUAGGAAGCAGCUGGGUCUGUUAGCGCUGGCCUUUGGUUUUCUACAUGUUCUCUACACUUUAGUUAUACCUAUCAGAUAUUAUGUACGCUACAAGAAAAAUGUCUUCACUAUAUCACUGGUAAAAGAUAAUAAAACCUAUGAGUUUGACAACACAAUGGCCUGGCGUGUUGACUCCUACUAUUCCAUGGGAAUGCUUGGGUUUGGGCUGUUUGUCCUACUAGGAAUCACAUCCCUUCCAUCUGUGAGCAACUCCCUAAACUGGAGGGAGUUCCGUUUUAUACAGUCCAAACUGGGCUACAUCACCCUGCUGCUCUGUACAACUCACACAUUUCUGUAUGGCUGGAACAAAUUUCUGAAACCUUCAUCAUAUAGGUGGUGGAUGCCUCCAGCAUACAUGUUGUCUCUGGUGGUCCCCUGUGUGGUUCUGAUUCUAAAGCUAAUCCUGAUCACUCCAUGCGUGGACCGCAGUGUCACCCGUAUCCGUCAAGGCUGGGAGAGACAGGGCAUGACUUCAGCAAAUGGCAGAGACACAAAGACAAGCCAUCCACUCAUAGCAUAGCCAUCUUUUAACUGUAUGAAAACUGUGUUGGACUUGCCCUGAACUCUUUUGCUGAAAGUGAGCCUUAUGGCGUGGUAUGACUCGGCUCGGCACGGAUCAGUACGGAAGGGCACGGCUCGGCUUGGCUCGGCACGGUUUGCAUUUCCACUGCAGUUUAGUAUCGCUUUAGAGUAGGUGAUAUUAUUCACAUGUCAUUAUAGUUGUACCGCCUCCACUGCCACGUCUUCUAAAAAAAACUUUUUCAUUCCACGUCGCCCCAUCAAGCUCUCACUGGAUCCGCUCCUCGGCUAUCAAUGAGAGGAACGUCUGUACUUCCUCAACAGACAAUGAGAUUUUUGGUUGUUAAAAAGGUGCACUCGCAGUUGUGUUCGAUCCUUCGCUGGCUGUGCUGAUUCUUCUUCUGCUUUAGUUUUUUGAUGCAUAACAAUUUAAAUGUAUAGUGCCACCUACAGUACAUUGCUGCUGUGCAGUUAUGUUAGCUAUUAUCUUCAAAAUGACUUAUAAACAGAAAAAAAACAAAAAAAGAGGAGGGGGAGAGAAACAAUAAAACAAAACAAAAAAAAUAAUAAUAGUUACAAUUCUUCAUAAAUUUGAAACUAUACAAGAUUUCCCUACACCAGUUUCCCAGAUACAACUGUACCAUCUGGCGCUGCGUCUCCAGCUCCUCCAGAACACUUCCCUGGUUUCCUAAAAUCCAGAUCAGGCUACAGCAUCCCUUUUUGAUUUUAAAUCCUCUCGCUCAACCCUGUACUAUAAAUGUAUUUUAUUAGCAGCCUAUAUCCUACUCUAUCUUUAUUAAACUCAUAUCCUAACAAGUACCCUAAAUCAUUAUUUACCUUUCCCUUUUUAUUUAAGAAUGUUAUUAAUUCCUUUCUUUCUUCAUCAUAUUUUUUACAGUCGUAUAUUACAUGCUCUAUGGUUUCUUUUUCCCCACAGUUCUCGCAUAAACCAUUCUCAUGUACUCCAGACAAAACCGGGGGUCUGAGUGUAACGCAGUUUCGAUUCUCUGUAUGUAUGUACUGUACAUGUGGAAGAAUUGACAAUAAAGCAGACUUGACUUGACUUGA
This is a messenger RNA of Cyprinus carpio (common carp), 2829 nucleotides long. Its product is annotated as metalloreductase STEAP4-like. Gene Ontology annotation, molecular function: ferric-chelate reductase (NADPH) activity; cupric reductase (NADH) activity. Gene Ontology annotation, biological process: copper ion import. The record is from RefSeq and is a predicted model, not a curated record. Gene Ontology annotation, cellular component: endosome; plasma membrane. NCBI's taxonomy places the organism in Eukaryota, Metazoa, Chordata, Actinopteri, Cypriniformes, Cyprinidae.